Fulmarus glacialis (Northern fulmar) is the source of this 1224-nucleotide messenger RNA. RefSeq names its product heterochromatin-associated protein MENT-like. Gene Ontology annotation, molecular function: serine-type endopeptidase inhibitor activity. The record is from RefSeq and is a predicted model, not a curated record. Lineage: Eukaryota; Metazoa; Chordata; Aves; Procellariiformes; Procellariidae. Gene Ontology annotation, biological process: negative regulation of endopeptidase activity. The transcript is spliced from 7 exons. Bases 1 to 1224 code for a protein of 407 amino acids.
AUGGAGUCUCUCUCAGCGUCAACUAACAGCUUCACUCUGGACCUUUACAAAAAGCUGAAUGAAACUUCCAAAGGCCAGAACAUUUUCUUUUCUCCUUGGAGUAUUGCCACUGCUCUCGCCAUGGUCUACCUGGGUGCAAAAGGUGACACUGCAACCCAGAUGGCUGAGGUUCUUCGUUUUAACCAGACUGCAGGAGAAGAAGGUUCAUCUGAGACAACAAGGCCUUCUCUGGGGAGACCAAAGAAAAGAAAGAUGGAUCCUGAGCACAAGCAAGCUGAAAACAUCCACUCUGGCUUCAAAGAGCUCCUCUCUGCCAUCAACAAACCCAGAAGCACCUACUUGCUGAAGAGUGCCAACCGACUGUAUGAGGAAAAGACCUACCCGUUACUGCCCAAAUUCUUACAGCUCAUUACAAGCUAUUACAAUGCAAAGCCACAAGCUGUAAACUUUAAGAGAGCUGCAGAACAAGCCAGAGCACUGAUCAAUACGUGGGUUGAAAAUGAAACUGAGAGGAAAAUCCAGGAUCUGCUGCCUGCAGGAUCUCUCAAUUCUCGCACUGUAUUGGUCUUGGUAAAUGCCAUUUAUUUCAAAGGAAACUGGGAAAAGAAAUUUCUGGAGAAAAAUACUUCUGAGACUCCCUUCAGACUGAGCAAGACCAAGACUAAACCAGUACAGAUGAUGUUUCUGAGAGAUACAUUUCUGAUACUCCACGAAACAACCAUGAAAUUCAAAAUCAUUGAGCUGCCAUAUAUGGAAAAUGAACUCAGCAUGUUCGUUCUCCUACCAGAUGACAUCAAUGAUAACACUACUGGUCUAGAGCUGGUGGAAAGAGAGCUGACCUAUGAGAAAUUGGCUGAAUGGACCAAAUCAGCCAAUAUGAUGAAAGCUGAAGUGGAUCUGUACCUGCCCAAGUUGAAGCUGGAAGAGAAUUACAACCUUAAAUCCACUUUGAGCAGCAUGGGGAUACGAAAUGCUUUUGACCCGGUUCAGGCUGAUUUCACAGGGAUGUCAGUAAAGAAGGAUCUUUUCAUCUCAAAAGUUAUUCACAAAGCUUUUGUAGAGGUCAAUGAAGAAGGUACUGAGGCAGCAGCUGCCACAGGUGCCCUGGUGCUGAGAUCAAAAGCACCAACAAUGACUUUUAAAGCUGACCACCCUUUUCUCUUCUUCAUCAGACACAACAAAUCACAAACCAUCCUCUUCUUUGGCAGACUCUGCUCACCCUAG